Acipenser ruthenus (sterlet) is the source of this 2820-nucleotide messenger RNA. RefSeq names its product glycosylated lysosomal membrane protein-like. Bases 70 to 1293 code for a protein of 407 amino acids. The transcript is spliced from 6 exons. Gene Ontology annotation, cellular component: lysosome. The record is from RefSeq and is a predicted model, not a curated record. NCBI's taxonomy places the organism in Eukaryota, Metazoa, Chordata, Actinopteri, Acipenseriformes, Acipenseridae.
CCUUUUAGAGCGCGCCUGUGCUUUACAGAUCAGCUGACUGGUCACACGUGACUCAUUGCGGAAUCAGCCAUGAAGCUGUUGGCAGGAUUGGUCCGGCUCGAUGUAUUUUUAUACUUUAUAAGUUUAAUAACAGCCGUCCAGGCUUUCUUUGGGGGCGGCACGGAUAAUUACCGCAGAAAGGUGUCCCUGGAGUUGAACCCGGGUCGCAGCGGCUCCUCCAAAGUCAGCGUGCUCCACGUGCGUGCCGUCGGGAGCAACGACACGCUGCACUUCCUGUGGGGCAGCCAGGGGGUGCCCACGCUGCUGUUGGUGCACACGGACAGCCCAGAGACCCGGGUGCAAAUCGACUGGGAGCGCAUGCUGUCUAACAACAUCUCGGGUAGCCUGACGGUGGAGCCAGCGAGCGCUGUGCGCUACUCCACGGCUUUCCUCUUCAGUAAGAUCUGGGAGUACAGGGAUAACAGCACUGAUCAGUCCCAGGCGGCAGCUGACAGCUACUUCCCUCCCUACAGCUUGGAGGAGUUCACCUGGGAGGACCUGAAUCGAACCCUCAACCACUCGGCCCUGACUGCGCAGCUCUGUGGGAGGAACCAGUCACAGCACAGAGGGAGAGUCUGCUUCCAGAUCUCUGCCUUUGAGUCCUGGGGUCGUGACCCUGCCUGGCCCCGCCUCCUCCACAGUGCUAACUCCUCCCAGCUGCGCUUCGUGAUUGAAGGGGUCAUGCCCAGGUCAAACUGCUCCAGGUUCGCUCUAGAGCUGCUCUCGAUCGACAGUCGAGAUCACGAGGCGAGAGAGGAGACCCACCGCUCCAUCGACGAUGAAUAUACUCCCUCCAUAUUCCAGGUGUCACAGCUGGUCUCAGUGCAUGUUAACAGCAGUGCCCCGGUGCUCAGCUAUGCUCAGUGGAAGCCGGUAGCGUACCGCACUGCCUCGCCCGUGUUCGAGGACUCCACACCCUGCCGGCACUCCCCCUCCAGCCCCCCCCUGCCCCCUCCUCGCUUGGGGCUCGCUCUGGCCUUCUUCGGGGGCGCCCUGGAUCAGGGGUACAGAGCCAGCGCUGUCAACAUCAGUUUCGGGAUCCCGGGAGAGCCUUUCUACAAUGCCACAGGCUACCUGAGCUGGUCGUGCCUGCUUGGUCUGGGCUCCCCCCCAGAGGACUCCUUCUCUCCGCUGGUUCUGGGUAUCAUGGUGGUGGGGCUCGGCACGCCCGCGCUGCUGCUGCUGGUGGGAGGGGCCUAUGUGUGUGUGCGGCGACUGGGGAGACAGCAGCCCGGGUACGCACCAAUCAACUGAGACCACACCCCUCCGGAAUACUGAUGUCAUGCCCACAAACCUAUGAGACCACGCCCCCAUUAUGUGCACCAAUAAACUAAGACCUCGCCCAGUGUGGGUGUUGCUGCUACAAUACUCUUAAUUACACUCACCCCCUCUUAACCUCUAAAACCCUUCCAAAGCAUCUCUCUGUAUCAUUCGCCAUGCUAUGCCCCACCCCCACCCAAAUCAAAACGGGGUUAACUGGUAAAAACGGGGUUAACUGACAAGAAAGUCAAACGUUUGGGCCAGUGUCUUUUACGUUGGACUUGGAGUUUAUGAUGAUGAGUGUUAGACGUUUACUACCAGGUUCUGUACCUGGUCUUACUCUUCCAGGGAGAGCUGGUGAAGUCGCAACUCAUUCAAUAGCAACCAGCAUUGUUCUUUUCAUAUGCUGUUCUCCCUCUUUAUUUAGCAUAUCUGAAAAACAUGAAAUAUUGAAAACCGUGGAUUAGCGAAGGGUCUUUGUUCAGGGUAAUGCAGGACUUUUACAAUGUACUGUCAGCAUGGCCGGAUUGUUCUGUGGUAAUAUAGAGGCAGCGCUGCAGUUGGUGUUAAAACCUGUUUCAUAGCGAUCCUCUUGGUCUUUAUAUAUUUUUGUUUGUACAGUUGAUUUCCCUCCGUCUCACUGCAAGGAUGUCAUGCAUGCCAGCCACACGCACACACACUCGCAUCCCCGCUCCAUACACACACACACACUUGCAUCCUCGCUCCAUACACUCACACACACGCAUCCCCGCUCCACACACACAGACUCGUAUCCCCGCUCCACACACACACACACACUUGCAUCCUCGCUCCACACACACACACAGACACGCAUCCUUGCUCCACACACACAGACACGCAUCCUUGCUCCACACACACAGACUCGCAUUCCCGCUCCACACACACACACACACUUGCAUCCUCGCUCCACACACACACAGACACGCAUCCUUGCUCCACACACACACACACACACACAGACUCGCAUCCUCGCUCCACACACACUCGCAUUCCCGCUCCACACACACACUUGCAUCCUCGCUCCACACACACACACACAGACACGCAUCCUUGCUCCACACACACAGACACGCAUCCUUGCUCCACACACACACACACACUUGCAUCCUCGCUCCACACACACACAGACACGCAUCCUUGCUCCACACACACACAGACUCGCAUCCUCGCUCCACACACACUCGCAUCCUCGCUCCACACACACAGACACGCAUCCUCGCUCCACACACACACAGACAUGCAUCCUCGCUCCACACACACAGACUCGCAUCCCCGCUCCACACACACACACACACAGACACGUAUCCCCGCUCCACACACUCACUCACUGUAGUUAAGUCUCUGUUUUCUGUGGCAGUCCUGCUGCUUUGGCACUGAUGGCUGUGAUAGAUUCUCCAGCUCUUCACUGAAACACCUCUCUCCUCUCUCAUAUUUAACUUCAAGAUGUAAAUGAUUGUUUUAACACAGAAAUAUUUUCAAUUAAAAAAAAUAUGAAAACUA